This is a messenger RNA of Darwinula stevensoni, 477 nucleotides long. Lineage: Eukaryota; Metazoa; Arthropoda; Ostracoda; Podocopida; Darwinulidae. The record is from the annotation of a GenBank genome assembly.
AUGAAUUCAGGACGAGAUCAUGUAGUGGAAUGCGUGACAGAUUCUGGAAUUUUGGACUUGUCCCGGUCCUACAACCCCGCAUACGGCAAAAAUUCCCGUCUGCCUGAAGGGGAACGGAGACAAGGAAUUGCUGUAAAGUCGAGUUCGUUUAGCGAUGGUGUUUUGACAUGCACAUUUACGCACGACUUGGUGACAUCUUCGACCCUCGGUGGGAAGUUGGAUUUAGCCUAUGCCAACCUCUACCUGCUCCUCGCCGAUGGGAAAACUACCUCUUCCAGUAACGAGACUGAACUUCAGCUGCACACAAACCGAGGAAGUUCCCCAUCCCCGUAUGCUUUCGUGUAUUCAUCUCUUCCAAGUGUUACAGCUUCACCUGCUCGCAUCUCGACACCUACGACAAUGAGUCGACCAAAAAAGCUGUUUGCUCGUUUUGCUCCACUGUCUAGUUUUGUCUCACCAGUAGUGAAGUCCUUAUAG